Messenger RNA from Coniosporium apollinis CBS 100218, 1353 nucleotides. RefSeq lists its product as uncharacterized. The record is from RefSeq and is a predicted model, not a curated record. NCBI's taxonomy places the organism in Eukaryota, Fungi, Ascomycota, Dothideomycetes. The coding region runs from base 1 to 1353 and encodes 450 amino acids. The transcript is spliced from 3 exons.
AUGGCGGGUCUCGCACUGAAGGCCAUCGCCUACGGCGCUGAAAAGAUUCCCGACAGCUUUUUCGAAAAGAUCCCCGGUGGCUUCUACAAGGAGAAGGCCAAGGAGGAGCGAGAUCGCAAAGACCGCGAAUUCGAACGAGACCGGGACCGACGUAACGGAGACAGGAGCAGACAAGGACGCAAAUCGCACCGCUCUCACACCCCGUCGCCAGACCGCCAUUCGCCCCCUGACUGGAGCGACGACGAGUUCGAGACUGACCCCGAGUCCGGGACUGAGCGCGAGCGUGACCGAGACCGACGCUCGAGGCGGAAGAGUGACCGUCCAUCACGACCGCGCAGGUUCUCGUCACCGCCCUACAACGAUACAUACUCCCGGCCAAGAGCCCAGACGGGGACUCUGAACGGCAGCAUGACCUUCCCGCCUCCACCCAUGGGCCAAAUGUACGGUCAGUCACCCAGAAGCUCUGUCAGCUUCGUGCCGCCAAUUGCACCGAUUCCGCCGCAAGCGCCACCGGUAGCGAACGGUGUCCCAUACUUUCCGCCUCCGCCGAGGGAUGAUGUCCGCGAAGAACCAAGCCCAUACGCACAGCCCAGGCCCUACAACCCAGCCGACUACGUCGUCGAAGGAGCCAUAAAGUCGCCUAUCGAGAACCCCAACUAUCACCCACCCCAAGUAGCUUAUGCCCCUUCACCCGCCUACGUCCCCGUAGCCGGUGCUGUCCCCAUACCCCCCUUCAACCCCACAGCGUACCCGAGCCCUCCGAACUCCGGUACCUACCCGCCCUACAGCCCCAUUCAGAACCCCUACGCACCCAUUCCACGCGCACCAGGCGCCUAUGCGCCCAGCCCCGCCUUCUCUCCCCCGCACUACUCCCAACCGCCCUCGCGCCACAGCAGCCAGCGCGACCACCAGGACCAGCGCGACCGCCAAAACCGCGGCCGCACCCACUCCGAGUCGCGGCACCGGCAGCAUUACAACGACAACGACGUAAGUUCCAGCGACGCCAACCAGCCGCGGCGCGGGCGGAGCGAGUCUCGCAGAGGCGGCAUCAGGGCUAAGCUGCAUAACAGGUUCGACGGCCUGGAUGGGGGGCAGAAGACGGCGCUGCCGGCGGCCAUCGGUGCGUUUGCGGGCGGCCUUGUGGGCAGUAGCGUCGGGCCUGUCGGGACGGUCAUCGGGGCCACGCUGGGAGGGAUGGGAGGCACGGCGCUGGAGAGACGCCAUGAGAGGUUUGAGAAGGCCAAGUCGAAGGGGAAUGCCGGUGCGCGUGGUGAUAAGGAUGGGCGCAGGCGGAGGCGCGAGAGGAGCAGCAGCCGGAGCAGGAGUGAUGAAUACGACAGCGACAGCUACUGA